Messenger RNA from Capsella rubella, 1644 nucleotides. RefSeq names its product CBL-interacting serine/threonine-protein kinase 17. The record is from RefSeq and is a predicted model, not a curated record. Gene Ontology annotation, molecular function: ATP binding; protein kinase activity. NCBI's taxonomy places the organism in Eukaryota, Viridiplantae, Streptophyta, Magnoliopsida, Brassicales, Brassicaceae. Bases 165 to 1454 code for a protein of 429 amino acids. Gene Ontology annotation, biological process: signal transduction; protein phosphorylation. The transcript is spliced from 11 exons.
GUUGCGUGUUCUUGUCUCCAAAAUUAAGCCGCCACUUUUUUCUCUUCUUCUUUCUCCUCAAAUCUCACAAUCUUUGUAUAUUUUUAUAUAAAACAUACAUAGCCAUAGAGAGACUCAUAUAAAUAGCUUAGUCUUCUUCUUUGUUAUCAUCUCUAUCGAUAUAGAUGGUAACAAAGGGAAUGCGUGUUGGUAAAUACGAGCUUGGGAGGACACUCGGAGAAGGCAACUCUGCAAAGGUCAAAUACGCAACGGACACUGUUUCUGGCCAAUCAUUCGCCGUCAAGAUCAUCGACAAGUCUCGUAUCACUCGUCUUAACGUCUCCUUUCAGAUCAAAAGAGAGAUACGAACACUCAAAGUUUUAAAGCAUCCAAACAUUGUGAGGUUACAUGAGGUCUUGGCUAGCAAAACCAAGAUUUACAUGGUUCUAGAAUUAGUCACCGGAGGAGACUUAUUUGAUAGAAUUAUUUCCAAAGGAAGGCUUCCGGAAAUAAAAGGAAGAAAAGUGUUUCAGCAGUUGAUUGAUGGAAUCAGCUAUUGUCAUAACAAGGGAGUUUUCCAUAGGGAUCUCAAGCUAGAGAAUGUUCUUCUUGAUGCAAAGGGACACAUUAAGAUCACUGAUUUUGGCCUUAGUGCUCUACCUCAACAUUUUAGGGAAGAUGGGUUGCUACAUACUACUUGUGGUAGUCCUAACUACGUCGCGCCUGAGGUUCUAGCUAACAAAGGGUAUGAUGGUGCAGCAUCAGAUAUAUGGUCGUGUGGAGUAAUCUUGUAUGUUAUUCUUACUGGUUGUCUCCCUUUUGAUGAUACAAACCUUGCAGCUCUUUGUCGGAAGAUAUUCAAAGGAGAUCCCCCAAUACCAAGAUGGAUAACACCGGGUGCUAAAACCAUGAUUAAGAGAAUGCUUGAUCCAAAUCCAGUCACGAGGGUGACACUCGCAGGUAUCAAGGCCAAUGAGUGGUUCAAACAAGACUAUAGUACUCCUUCAAACUACGAUGAUGACGAUGAGGCAUACUCAUCAAUCCAAGAAGAUGGAUCUGAAGAAGAGAAUAGUCCUGAUUCUCCAACCAUCAUCAACGCGUUUCAGUUGAUCGGAAUGUCUCCAUUUCUCGAUCUCUCAGGUUUCUUUGAGAAAGAGAAAGCAUCAGAAAGACAGACAAGAUUCACAUCAAAUAGCUUAGCCACAGAUUUGUUAAAGAAAAUAGAAACGAUCUUUAGGGAGAUGGGUUUUUGUUUACAGAAGAAACAAGCAAGGAUCAAAGCAAUCAAAGAAGAAAGCACUCGAAAAGGGCAAUGCGGUUUAUCAGUAACGGCUGAGGUUUUCGAGAUAAGCUCGUCUCUGAAUUUGGUUGAACUUAGAAAAUCAUAUGGUGAUUCAUCUCUAUAUAAACAGUUGUACGAGAGAUUAUUGAAUGAAGUGGGAUCAUCAUCACAUGUAGAGGAGCUUUUAACGUAGCAAAUAUCAUGCCUAUUCGAAAAUUUGAAUGGGGUGCUAUAUAUGUUCAAGAUCACUGGAUUUAUAUGUAAAUAUCAACUCGAUUUUUUUGUUGUAUGCAGCCAAAGCUCAAAAGACUCUUAUAUUAUACAUUCUUGAAAAUGUUUAUUUUCUUGGAAACUCAAAUUCGAUAAUUUAGGACCUUUAAUUU